AUGUAUCAGAAGAACUAGAUGCAACACUAUGUGUCAACAGGAGAUCAGAAGAAGUGGAAGAUACUCUAGACAAAUGUGGAAGUCUUUCCUCUUUGGUUGCUUUUGAAAAUCUCAAGGAUGAUGUGACUGAUGAUAUGUUAACUUUGUUAGUGAAAAACAUAAGUUGCCUCUCCAGUGAUGACUUUGAAGUAGAAGUAAUACGAGAUUUUGGUGUUGCUGUGGUUAAAUUUAAAAAAUAUAUGGAUGUCAUGAAAUUUGUGGAUGAUUGUGCCAAGGACUCGAGAGUGAAGCAGCUGACGUUGUCUGCAAGACUUCUGGAAAUGACAAAAACAAUCAGGGUUGAAAACCUGCCACCUAGUGUAGAUGAACAUCAUCUAAAAAUUUUCUUUGAAAAUCCUCAGAAUGGAUGGGGAAGAGUUGUAAAUGUUGAAUGUUUUCCUGAUGAGAGUUCAGCUUUGGUUGAAUUUUUUGACAAAAAAGUCCUAGACAACAUCAUGACCAAGAAACUUGAACUCAAUAAUAUGCCUCUCUCUGUGUUUCCAUAUUAUACUUCUUUGGGCACUGCCUUGUAUAGAAAGAAGCCUCAUAUCAAGCUUCCAGCACCAUUCAAAGAAAUAUUGGCUCUUCCAGUAUGGAAGUUCUUACAGAAAAGGAAACACCUAAUUGAGGAGAUAAAUGAAGAAAUGAGACAAUAUCACUGUGAGCUAACCUGGUCCAAAUUCUAUGGGGAAGUUACCAUCAGACCAGUGACUUCCCUACUCCGUCAAGAGAGAAACAAAAUCCAGACCUGGCAGAAAGACACUUCCACAGCAUUCACUAAAAUCAUGUCCAGAUACAAAGUCACCUCAUUUGAAUUGGAUAAAACAGUGUGGAGUAGAAUAAAAAAUGAUUUACAUGACAGAGGGUUUUUUGUCGAGUUCAAUGCAGUUCUGAAGUUCCUAAAUGUGGUGGGGGAAUCAGAGGAGGUACAACACUCUGAGAAAAAAAUCAAGGAAUUAAUAGAAAUCACCAGUCAAAAACUUGAGAGAGAACAGCCAAUUGUUAAGGAAAAAGUGACCAUUUCAUCAGGAAAGUAUUCUCUUUUGUGCCACAGUGGUGUGCUGAAGCAUCUCUGCACUGAAUGUCCAGAGGUGGAGAUGUUUUAUGAUGAAGACACUCAACACAUGUGCUUAAAAGGACUCCUUGCUGAUGUGUAUAAAAUAAAGUGUGACAUCUUGGAGAAGGUCCUUGCUAUGGCUCAGAAAAGCCUUCAGGUUUCUCCUGAGGUCUUUCAGUUUUUGCAGGAGGCAGACUGUGCAGAGUUAUCUAAGUCUCUUUUCAUAGCACAGAAAAUUUUUGCAGUUUAUGAGCUAAAUGCUACAACUGUUCUCUUAACUAGCUGUUCUCCUGAAACCCUCAUUGAAGCUGAAAAGAAAAUGGUUAGUGCAUUAAUUUCUAAGCACAUAGAUGUUGAGGACAAUAAAGUCCUCAGUGACAAGAAAUGGAAAGCACUCAGCAGCAGUUUGUGGAAGAAAUAUAACUCUUCUUCAAAGACUGUCCUCAUCAAUGAGUUAACUUCAGGAUCUACCAGCAAGGUCAUCAUAGUAGGCUGUGUUAGAGCAGUAAAUGAAGUCCAUGGAUCACUUUCUGACUUUUUGGAAAAACACAAGAAAACAGAAAAGCUGAUUGAACUAAAUAAUUCCUUUGUUUUUCAUUAUUUAAAAGAUGAAAUGAAACUAUUAUGGCAAGAGAUUAACAAAACACACGUGCAAGUAUUUUUUAAUCCUGAGCACAAAGAAAACUGCAUUUUACUAACUGGUCCAAAAACUGAGGUCCUAGAGGCAACAAAUCUUGUCACACAAGCAUGUGACUCUGUCUGUUUUAGAACCAUUCAGAUUGAUAAACCAGGAGCCAGGCAGUUCUUCCAGAAUAAUGCACACUUUUAUAGAACUGAGGUUAAAAACCUGUUUGGUUGUUUUGUUCAACUCCUAGAGAAUGAAGCAAAAGCAGGUGGUGUCUCUGAUGGCCAGAAGUGCUUCUCUAGGAUAACCUUGCCCUCUGGAAUCUCACUGAUUGUACAGCAAGGCAACUUGACUCAGUUUCCCGUGGAAAUAGUGGUUUUUUGGGCUAAUGAGAAUCUCAAACAUGAUGAAGGCCUUGCUGCUGCUCUUUUAAAAGCAGCAGGUCCUGAGCUCCAAGCAGACUGUGACCAGAUAGUGAAGACAAAGGGCAAGAUCCUCCCUGGCAGUGCUACCAUUUCCAAAGCAGGCAAACUCCCAUACCGCCAUGUGAUCCAUGCAGUGGGGCCACAGUGGAAGCAACAUGAGGCUCAGAAGUGUGAGGACCAGUUAAUGAAAGCCGUGAAGGAAAGCCUCCAUUUGGCAGAGGAGCACAAGUACCGUUCCAUUGCCAUUCCUGCCAUUAGUUCUGGAAACUAUGGCUUCCCCUUACCCCAGUGUGUGGUGGCCACUGUCAUGGCUCUCAGGAAAAACCUCCAACAAAAGUCAGAUACACACACAUUGAAAGAGAUCUAUCUUGUGGAUACAGCUGAGAAGACUCUUAGGGUCUUUGCUGCAGUUGUGCAAACACUAUUUAAGGAUGCCCUGCUUGACUCACCUUUCCUGCCCAGUUCACCAACAACAAUCCAGCCCAACAAAGGAAGAGAUGAUGGAAACAAAGGAAUUCUGUGGACACCGGAAGGCCUAAGGAUUCUGCUGGUAAAAGGAGAUGUGCAGAAUGCUCAGACGGAUGUUGUUGUCAACUCUGUUCCCUGGGAUCUUGCACUUAACAAAGGGCCCCUUUCUCAAGCCCUCUUGAACAAAGCUGGGCCAAAACUUCAGGAAGAAUUGAACACAAUUGGACGGGCAAUGACUAUUAAUGCAGGAACCAUUUUCCUCACCAGUGGUUACAAUCUGCACUGCAGCUAUGUGUUUCAUGUGGUAGCUCCAGACUGGAAUAAGAACAGCACAUCUGCAUACCAGAUCAUGGAAGCCAUAAUCAGAGAAUGUCUGGACAUCACUGAGAGUUUAUCUUUAAAGUCAGUUACAUUUCCAGCAAUUGGAACAGGAACUUUGCAAUUUCCAAAAUCUAUUUUUGCUGGAUUAAUAAUUUCACAGGUGUUCAAAUUCAGUAGUGAGUGUCAAACAAAUAUACAAGAAGUUCAACUUGUGCUGCACCCAGAUGAUCAUGGGACUAUCCAGGCAUUCUCAGAUGAAUUUGCCCAAAGGACUAAUGGAAAUUUCUCCAGGGACAAAAUUUCCCAGCUUGUAGAUACACAAGGAGUCUAUGGAGCUGUUUCUAGUCCUACCAUUAAUGUGUAUGAAAUGAAGAUUGGUCCCAUCACCUUCCAGGUAUCUAUUGGAGAUAUCACUAAUGAAGUGGCAGAUGUGAUUGUGAAUUCAACAUCAAAUACAUUUGAUUUUAAAACAGGACUUUCCAAAGCCAUUUUAGAAGGUGCUGGGAAAAACAUAAAAAAGCAAUUUUCUCUUCUAGCUCAGCAGGGUAACAGUGGUUAUAUUGUUACUGACAGUGGAUUAUUGAAGUCUAAGAAGAUUAUUCAUGUCAUUGGUGAUAAUGAUGUCAAGAAAUCAGUUACCAGUGUUUUACAAGAGUGUGAAAACCGCAAUUAUUCUUCCAUUUGUCUUCCAGCCAUUGGGACAGGACAUGCCAGACAAAAUCCACAUAAAGUUGCUGAUGCCAUAAUUAAUGCUAUUGAAGAUUUUAUCCAGAAAGGAUGCAUCCAGUCUGUGAGAACAGUCAAAGUUGUUAUCUUUCAGCAUCAAUUACUAAGUGUGUUUUAUGAGAAAAUGAAAAAAAGAGAAGGUUCACAUGAUUCUCACCAACAGUCUUUGAUAUCAGAAACUCCAUCAUUUCUGAGCCCUUUAAGUCAAUCAUCUAAGCAACAGAAUCUUUUGGUUUUGGAAGAGAAAAAAGAAUCAACGGUUUUUCUGGCAUAUGGUGAAAAUGUAGAACUUUUGGAAGGUGCCCUUUUCUAUAUACAGAAACUGAUUGAAAGUAAGCAGUCCUGUUAUACCAAUAAAGAUGAGUGUAUCAAAAACUUUGAUGAAAAAGAGUAUCAGGAAUUGAAUGAGCUGCAGAAGAAUUUGAGUGUUGCUAUUUCCUUGGAUACUAAAAAGUCUUCAAUAGAGGUGUUGGGAACUGGAGAUGUUACACAUGCUAAAAAUAAAAUUGAGGAAAUGAUCAAAAGAGUUAGAGCCAAAGAACAGGAAUUACAAGCAGAUUGGAUCAGUGAAUUUAUAGAAUGGCAAUAUAAUGAAAAUAACAAGUUUCAUUGUUUUGGCAAAAUAACAAAUCUGCUGUUGGAGGAGGCAAGGAAAGCAAACAGAAAGGCAAUUGAGGUUCAAAUUAAUCAUCAGACCUACAAAGUGGACUUGAACACAUACACUGCUACAAAUGCACAGGGACACACACUGCAGGUUAAACGCCUUACAAAAUCUGAAGUUGAAAUCCCUGCACACUGGAGUGACAUGAGGCAGCAGAAUGUCCUUGUGGUGGCACUUCAGCCUUCGGAUCCAGAGUACAUGGCUGUGGCAAACAAGUUUAACCAGACCUGUGCAAACUUCAAAAUAAAGAAGAUCGAGAGAAUCCAAAAUACAGUUCUCUGGAACAGUUACCAGGUAAAGAAAAGAGCUAUGGAUGCCAAGAAUGGCCAAAUGGCAAAUGAGAAGCUGCUCUUCCAUGGGACAGACGCUGACUCAGUGCCAUAUAUCAACACAAACGGCUUUAACCGCAGUUAUGCUGGAAGGAAUGCUGCAAUGUAUGGAAAAGGAACCUAUUUUGCUGUUAAUGCCAGAUAUUCAUCAAGUGAUAUAUACUCCAAACCAGACAAAAAUGGGAAAAAGCGUGUGUAUUAUGUACGAGUACUUACUGGAAUGUUCACACUUGGACAUCAGUCAUUACUUGUGCCUCCUCCAAAGAACCCUCAAAAUCCUACUGACCUGUAUGACACUGUCACAGAUAAUGUACAAAAUCCUAAUUUAUUUGUGGUAUUUUAUGAUUGUCACUCUUACCCAGAGUAUCUCAUCACAUUUAGGCAGUAACAUUUCAAUAUCCUUUGCAGAAUGCAUAACCCACUGAAAAUACCUAGUUGAAAAACAAGUUUUAGCUUUU
Messenger RNA from Erinaceus europaeus (western European hedgehog), 5109 nucleotides. RefSeq names its product protein mono-ADP-ribosyltransferase PARP14-like. The transcript is spliced from 15 exons. Bases 135 to 5039 code for a protein of 1634 amino acids. Gene Ontology annotation, biological process: negative regulation of gene expression. Gene Ontology annotation, molecular function: NAD+ poly-ADP-ribosyltransferase activity; RNA binding; transcription corepressor activity. Lineage: Eukaryota; Metazoa; Chordata; Mammalia; Eulipotyphla; Erinaceidae. Gene Ontology annotation, cellular component: nucleus; cytoplasm. The record is from RefSeq and is a predicted model, not a curated record.